Nannospalax galili (Upper Galilee mountains blind mole rat) is the source of this 1917-nucleotide messenger RNA. RefSeq names its product uracil DNA glycosylase (gene Ung). Gene Ontology annotation, biological process: base-excision repair; base-excision repair, AP site formation via deaminated base removal. The coding region runs from base 37 to 972 and encodes 311 amino acids. Lineage: Eukaryota; Metazoa; Chordata; Mammalia; Rodentia; Spalacidae. The transcript is spliced from 7 exons. Gene Ontology annotation, molecular function: uracil DNA N-glycosylase activity. Gene Ontology annotation, cellular component: mitochondrion; nucleus. The record is from RefSeq and is a predicted model, not a curated record.
GCCCGGGCGCGGGUGCGCUCCUUCCUCGGCUCCGGGAUGAUCGGCCAGAAGACCCUCUACUCUUUCUUCUCCCCUAGUCCCGCCGGGAAGCGGAACACGCGCAGCCCGGAGCCCGUCGCCCCGGGGAGCGGCGUGGCGGCCGUGACUGAGGAGAGCGGCGAGGCGGCGGCCAGCCCCGCCAAGAAGGCCCGGGAGGAGCAGCCCGGCACGCCUCUGUCCUCGCCGCUCAGCCCAGAGCAGCUCGACCGCAUCCAGAGGAACAAGGCCGCGGCGCUGCUCAGGCUUGCCGCCCGCAACGUGCCGGCGGGCUUCGGGGAGAGCUGGAAGAAACAUCUUAACGCGGAGUUCGGGAAACCGUAUUUUAUAAAGCUAAUGGGAUUUGUUGCAGAAGAAAGAAAGCAUCACACUGUUUAUCCACCCCCAGACCAAGUCUUCACCUGGACCCAAAUGUGUGACAUAAGAGAUGUGAAGGUUGUCAUCCUAGGACAGGAUCCCUAUCAUGGACCCAAUCAAGCUCACGGGCUCUGCUUUAGCGUCCAAAGACCGGUUCCACCUCCGCCCAGUUUAGAAAACAUUUACAAAGAGCUGUCUACAGACAUCGACGGUUUUGUUCAUCCUGGCCAUGGAGAUCUGUCUGGGUGGGCCAAACAAGGUGUCCUCCUUCUCAAUGCCGUCCUCACUGUCCGUGCCCACCAAGCCAAUUCCCAUAAGGAGAGGGGUUGGGAGCAGUUCACUGAUGCAGUUGUGUCCUGGCUAAAUCAGAAUCUGAAGGGCCUUGUCUUCUUGCUCUGGGGCUCUUAUGCUCAGAAAAAAGGUAGUGCCAUCGACAGGAAGCGGCACCACAUCCUGCAGACUGCUCAUCCCUCCCCGCUGUCGGUGUACAGAGGGUUCUUUGGAUGCCGGCAUUUUUCUAAAGCCAAUGAGUUGCUACAGAAGUCUGGCAAGAAGCCCAUCAACUGGAAGGAGCUGUGACCCUGCACUGAGGGCGUCUGUGUCCAGUAGCUGUUUUGAGGAGCUGCUACUGAAGUAUUUGUCAGUUAGGAAGUCUCUGAAAAUGUCCCUGCUCUUAAGUAACCUGAGAAAGUCUUCGUAAAGCAGCCAAGAGCUGGGCUACAGGGACCCCAGCUUUGUAUAUUCCCCUUUGAUCGGCUCUGGUCUGAGCCCUCCAGGCCAGGAUAAGGUGAAGGCCCCGAUCAAGGCAAGGUAGCCGGACCCAAAGCACGCCCACUUCUUGCAGAAAAAUGGGGUUACAUACUGGUCCUCUGUAGUCUGCCUUCAGGUUAGACGGGAGAUCUGCUAAUAGUUUGGAGCCUGCUGCUAUUUUUACCUGAUAGGUAAGAUUUCCAGAUUAUAUGGCAUCUCUUGGGCUCACCCCCAAGCUUGCUGGUGUUUUGCAAGUUUCUAGAAAUCAAGCCUGGAAAUUGGGAGUCCAUGAGUGUGAGUCUUCAGACAAGGUGAAGCCUCUGGCCUUCAUCCUGCUCUUCUCCGGGUCUUUUCCUUCAAUAAGUGGUGAAAAUUGAGCAAAGAAGAAAAAGGGUUGGGGGUAGGGGGUUAAAUGAGGGGAUAGAUGGUUUCUUCUAGAGUUGUGUGGAGUUGGGGGCUUUAAGGCAGCUCAAACUGCCAAAUGCUAUUGACUUGUUUUUGUAGUUCUGGAGGGUCAACCCAGAGUGCUGUUUUCUAUGGACUCAAGUCACUUGGAUAUUUUGUCUGCUACACUGGAGAAUGCCGUGGUUUUUAUUAAGUUCUUGGGCAGAUACAUAUAUAUAUAUAUAUAUUUUUUUUUUAAUCUUUUUUAAGAGAUAGUCUACCAGGUUUGCACCUAGCCUGGAUCUCAAUGGAGGUGCUGUUGUUCAUGGGGUUAGAGAACUAACCCUACCCAUGUUCAAUAAUAAAAAGUUGUUGAAGUUUGGCUUUGCA